Messenger RNA from Paracoccidioides brasiliensis Pb18, 186 nucleotides. RefSeq lists its product as uncharacterized. The transcript has 2 exons. The coding region runs from base 1 to 186 and encodes 61 amino acids. The record is from RefSeq and is a predicted model, not a curated record.
AUGUCCCCAUCCCUGCUCGGUAUUUUAAGUUCCAAGUUGGUGUGGCAUUUUGAUUCUUUGCCAAUCAUGCCAAUCGUGCCAACUGCUAGCAAGCUCAAGUCUGCAUCUUCCACUCUCCCAAGGGCCUCUAAAGUUCAGGGCCGUCCGUUCACACGGUUCCCCCGUGAGCCGGGUCGUGGCCCUUGA